Mollisia scopiformis is the source of this 2912-nucleotide messenger RNA. Its product is annotated as ankyrin. Gene Ontology annotation, molecular function: protein binding. Bases 390 to 2750 code for a protein of 786 amino acids. The record is from RefSeq and is a predicted model, not a curated record. Lineage: Eukaryota; Fungi; Ascomycota; Leotiomycetes; Helotiales; Mollisiaceae. The transcript has 2 exons.
GUAAAAGAGUCAGAGGCGUUUUGACUUGUUGCAUUGAAAUGCCCCUUCGUUAUGUGUUACACUUCGAUUGGUCCCCAAAGAUAGAAAUGUCUUAGAGCCUGUAAGUGUGGCAGGGGUGGUUUCUACACUUCAAAAUUGCGACCUACCUGCUCGCAAGGCAACCAGAAUCUCUUCAAUCAGCCUCACCGAGACCAACACAUCAGAACGCUGGUGCAUCGCCCAAACAUGGUGUUAACGAUGAAUAUGAAAGAUGCUCGGACCCCAGGUCACAUCAAAUUUGACCACGGCGCUUGUACAAGAGCAUUGAAUCGGCCUACAGUCGUCACAUCUCAAUUACAGAAGGCAAGCCAACUAGGGCACUCAGCCGUUAUCAACGCACGCGGGCCAGGAUGUCUGCCUCGAUAGCCAAUACGUCUCCAUCUGCAAAUAGCUCAGCUGGAUCCUCGACCCCAAUAAAGAGUACGACGCCGAAAACUAAGAGUGGCCGACCGAGCAAAUGGUCUGCCUCGAGGCAGCGAAAGCUUGCAAGACUGUACUUGUACACUAAUCUUCCCCGAGAAGACAUCCCACGGGUCUUGAAAGUCGAGAAUGGAAACAAUAAGGAGAACUGGGUUCCAGGGAAGGAAUCUACGAUCAAGACUGUUAAUGCGAUCCUCGAUAAGGAACCAAGAUGGCUGAGACCGAAAGAUCGAGAGGACAUGGACAAGAAGAUACUUGGGCUAUCGGAAUGCAAAACACAGAGGAGGUUCAGACGGCAAUUCUCAUCACCGCCUCCAGACGAACUUCCAAUAUCAGAUGCCAUUCCCUCCUUUGACUUUUCGGAAACGCCACUCGAAGAUCUCCUAGCAUUCGCGCCUGCAGAGCCAGUCAGAUCUCUCGUUACCGCGACAAACGCCGGAGGGGCCUUUGAUUACAGCUUACCUUUCUCCGCCCAAGAAAUUGUGUACGAUGAAGAGCUUGUACUACCUUCGUCGAUGUUGGCAGAGGUGUCGGACACAGCAAAUGGCGAAUCCUACCCAACACACAAUUCGGGCGAGAUUCCUAGCACGGACGACCUUAGCCUAUCGUCAACCUAUCUGAGCAUAACGAGUCUGAAAAGACGUUUAUCCCGGUAUUCGAGUUCCUACGUAAAAGCUAUUGCUCGCAUUGUGAAGGCCCAUUCGAUAUCAGAUUCCUCCGCCGCCAGUACAAUACAAGUUUCCUUCCCCAUACUCGUCAACACAGAGAAUGCCUCGGUCACAGGCUCUUCGACGAUACGAUCCUCGUCGACGCUGUUGGCUAACGUCAAGGCCAGAAUCCCCCAGCUGGUAUUGCCGGAUUCAAUUUUAGUCCUUGAACGACAUUUUAAAAAGCAGGGACUAUGCAUUCCUGGAAUCAAAAACCACGAUUCAAACGCAUGCUGGUGCCUCGAGGAACUCGAUUUCAAUUGCCAGACCUGGGCAUCCCAUGAUGGGUUGGUGUGUGUGCAGCGUGAAGAUCCUCCACGUCAUCUGGGAAAUCUCAACGUUUACUUUCGGGAUGUUUUCGGGAACAAUAUACUACACAUGCUUGCUGCGCGUGGAGCAAACAUCGAUGUCAUUGUGGAUGCCCUCCGGCAAGGCAUUGAUGGAAAUGCUAAGAACACAGCUGAACAGAGUUUCCUCCACGUAUUUUCUCGUCAUGCACUCACUCGCUUGGCCACGAAUUCGCUGGCUCUGGACUGCUUCUUGGUGAAGUUGAAUGCUUUCAAUGUCAGAUUCUUUGACUGUGAUCUCUUUGGCCGGAGUUUCUUCCAUCUUCUCACUCGCCGAGCAAGAAAGUUGGACCGCCAUUGCCUUGGGGUUCUAACGGAUCUGAACAUACAACUUCCUUCAAAACGGGAUGCUUUCGGAUGGGUUGCAACUUGCGAUCCCAAGGGCUUCAACGCCACGCUCGAAGAGCAGUUGCGCAAAAGCAACCCUCCUCGAAACAGUGAAGAGUCUACAGGAUCGGCAAUUUACCGUGCGGACCACCUCUCUACGAUAUUGCCGGGGACCACCGGGAUGGAGAGUCCCGACAGUACCAUCCGCUUCCCUAUUGCAGACCAAAACAACAGCAACGACGCUGAUACUUUUGUAUACAGUCAUAAAGCACUUCUCGAAACGGCAACAAAAGCUCUUGACUCGCCUACGAUCGAGGAUCUUGAAGGUCGCAAUGGCCUGCAAUGUCUGGCGGAAGCAAGCCUAGAUGUGGAUGAGAUGAGGGCUCUGAUUAGCAAUUCUAGCAAACGAAAGCGCGGCCAAACCAAACCAAGUUCUUCCUCCAGAGGCCUCACAUUUCGCUACGAACUAGCAUCGACAAUGAUAUCGUUUGGUGUUGACAUCAACCACUAUGACAAAAAUGGCAACUCUGUGCUGAUGUCCUUCGUGACGCAUCUGCCAGACGGCGAAGACGACAAGACUCUCGCAAACCUCUUCCGCCAUCUCAUCCAGAGUGGCGCGAACCUUGAAUUAAGAAAUCGGUCAGGCGAGACCGCGCUACAUGUUGCCGUUCGUCUUGGCCGGAAAGUUGCAACGAGGGUCCUGCUCGAAUGUGGUGCGAACAUGCAUGCCAGAACAUCUAUGGGAAAAGGGGUGUUGGUUCUGGGAGAGAUGUUUUAUUUUAGGGCGAGGGAGGACCCGAGGUUGUAUGCUAGUAUUAUGGCGUGUAUGGCGCUUUGUAUACAGUAUGGUGCUGUUGCGACGCCAUCUCUGGUGAUGGAAUGGGAGGAUAGAAAUUCAGGUUUUAUAUGACCUCAGAGGCAGGCCCCGGGAGUGAGGAAGGCAGGCGUUUCACGUGUUUCAUUAUUUCCACCGGACAUAGGUGCAACACGUCUACAGACUCAAUAGACGGAUUUCAAUAGCAUUAAAUAGAUGCAGACACGAUUUUACGAAGGAUACCUUGAACUGGUCGAC